Dermatophagoides farinae (American house dust mite) is the source of this 834-nucleotide messenger RNA. RefSeq lists its product as uncharacterized. NCBI's taxonomy places the organism in Eukaryota, Metazoa, Arthropoda, Arachnida, Sarcoptiformes, Pyroglyphidae. The record is from RefSeq and is a predicted model, not a curated record.
AAAAAAAAUUUAAAAAUGUCUGUGAUCAAUAAUAAACAAGCAAUAAUUCAAUAUGAAAAAUCAUUAAAUUCUCUUCAUCGUUUAAUGAAUGAUCGAUGUUUUCAAGCAGAAUGUGAAUUAUUGAAACGAAUGUCACCAAAAAUCAGUAUUCGUUUACGAAAUUCUAUUUAUUCACGUUCAAUCACACAACUCGUUCGAUUGAUUGACAAAUUUAGCGAGCAGAUCAAACAUUUUCCCAUUGAAUGUACUGAUCAAAAUAACGUUCAUGUUAAACAUUCCGAUAAUGUGGUGGACAAAAUUGAACAAUUUGGUUUUUGUUUAUACAAAAUUUGCAUUGUAUCCAUGAAAGUUUUCAGACUUUCCAAAAUAUGGAUUGAAUUAGGUCAAUUGGUCAAUCAUUUUCUUAUAAUCAAUGGAUUAGCUUCAAGAAUAUGCAUUUUUAUUAAAGCAUUUAUGGUCUACACAUAUGAUAUUUAUGGCCAUUUUAAUGAUGACAAUAAAAAUGAUAAAUUGAAAAAAUUAUUGAAGAAAAUGAAUGUUACACCAAUGCCGGCUACAAAAUCAGCUAUCGAUUCAGACAAAAGAGAAGAAACAAAAAAUGAUGAUCUUGGAGUUCAAAUGGAUAGAAAACUUUAUCAAUCAUCAUUAACACAAUUACAAUCAAAUGACAAUAAAACAAAAGCUAGGAAUAAGAAAAAAAAUAAACAAAAUUUUGUUGAACAUGAUAAUAGUAAUAAGGGACAGAAUUCUGUUAUGAAAAUUCGACGGAAAAAAUCCAAAAAGCUCUCAAUGGCAAACAAAUUUACUGUGACCAGUCAACAGAUUGACCAUUAG